Rubroshorea leprosula is the source of this 1139-nucleotide messenger RNA. The record is from the annotation of a GenBank genome assembly. NCBI's taxonomy places the organism in Eukaryota, Viridiplantae, Streptophyta, Magnoliopsida, Malvales, Dipterocarpaceae.
UGAAAGAACAUGAAAGACUAAAAAAUUAAAUAAAAAUAUUCAGAAUAAAAAUGCAAAAAAAUAAAAAAGGGUUUUGGGCUUUUUGGCUUCUUGGGCCUACUCAUCCGGUUGUCGGUUCUUGGGCUUAGGAACCGAUACCCGCCGGACUGGGCUCUCAAUUGCAACAGCAACGGAGGCCCAGCUCAACCGAAUGCUAAAAAAGCCCAACCUUCAUGUUGCGCAGGUGGGCAUGGCUUUUUUUACAGUUCGGGCCCAAACGCCUAGCCCUAAUUUUAGUUUCUGUUUAGUGUCAGACUUCUAUAUGAAUCUAAUACGGUAUCUUUUUGGUGGCAAAAAAAACGGAGAUAUAUAUAGUGUGUAUUGUUUAAUAAACAUUUUAAUAGAUUUGAUGAUUGUUUCAUAUAUAAAUUCCUUUCAAUUCUGCAAUAAAGGCAGUGAGACAGUGGGUGGACGAAAAAGAAAAAAUAGGGAAAUUAGUGACGGCUGUCAGCGCGCGCAGAAUGAAGGGUUGAGUAAAGACGCAAAAUAUAGGGCAAAACAGAAGGUAAACGUUUUUAUCAUUUCAUUUGCAGGUGUCGUCUUGAAUUUUUAUUACAUUAUGUACUUUCAGGCAGCGCAACAGGAACUGGAGAAGGAGAACAAGGACUUGAAGGCUAAAACUGAUGAAUUAGAACGUGAAAAUAUGCAAUUGAAGUGGGAUAAGGUUGGGCUUGAAAAGCGUGUUUUGGAACUUAAAAUUGAAGUUCAGGAGGCUGUUGUGGAGAAAGAAAAGGCUGCUGUGGAGAAAGAAAAGGCUGCUGUGGAGAAAGAAAAGGCUGUUGCGGGGCUUGAAAAGCAAGUAUUGGAACUUAAAAUUGAAGUUAAGGAGGCUGUUGUGGAGAAAGAAAAGGCUGUUGCGGAGAAAGAAAAGGCUGAGAGGAUACACAUUCAACAAAAGUUUGAUACCGAUCAAAAUUUGCAAAACCUAACUGAUGAGCUUUGCUUCUUCAAAUUUAUCUCCAAUAUAACGGCAGACGGAUCUGUAAGUCUGCCCUUUUUGUUGAAAUUGUUGAAAACCUAUGGUUUCUUUCUUCUUUUUGCAUAGCAUGAAGCCAAGUCCUCCAUGUACGUACUACUCUUCAUAAAUUGUCAGCUGACCA